AUGUCGACUUCUGAGAACUUCCAUACAAAACUCUUUAUAAACAAUGAAUACGUCCCAGCCAAAUCCGGAAGCCUCUUCGCCGUUCGCAAUCCCUACGAUGAAUCCCUUGUGUCCGACUCGAUCCACAGCGCCGGACAAGAAGACGUGAAUGACGCCGUAGCAGCUGCGCUAGAUGCAUACAAAGGCUCCUGGGGGUCCAUGCCCGGCCAGGAAAGGGCCAAACGAAUGCUGGCGCUGGCCGACUUGCUCGAUGCUCACAGCGCCGAGCUGGCAGUUCUCGAGAGUCGCGCGAUCGGACUGCCCAUCAUGAUGGCGCGGGGCAUAGCAGGAUUUGUGGGAUCGAUAUGGCGCUAUUAUGCAGGAUAUUGUGACAAAUUGCCGGGGGAGUUUGUGCCCGAGGGGGACGAUCGGGUCUACAAAAUUGUCCGACACGAUCCGUUUGGCGUCUGCGCAGGGAUCGGCGCCUGGAAUGCGAGUCUCUUCUUUUUCAGCAUGAAGAUUGCGCCCGCGGUCGCGGCGGGGAAUACGUUCAUCUUCAAGUCGUCGGAGAAGUCGCCACUGGGCGCACUGCAGAUCGGAGACCUGAUCGUCAAGGCGGGAUUCCCGCCGGGUGUGAUCAACAUAUUGAACGGAGACGGAACAACGGGCGCGCUUCUAGCAUCCCAUAUGGAUAUUAACCGGCUCAGCUUCACGGGGUCGGUCGGGACCGGAAAGAAGAUUCAAGUCUCUGCCGCGCAGAGCAACUUGAAGAGAGUCACGCUGGAGUUGGGUGGCAAAUCCCCAUCGAUAAUCUUCGGCGACGCAGAUCUGGACAACGCCUUGUUGCACUCUUCGCAGAGUUUCCUCGUACAUUCUGGUCAAAUCUGCGUGGCCGCGUCGCGAGUUUUGGUUCACAAGUCUAUUGUCGACCGGUUUGUAACAGAGUUGAAAGCGAGAUUUGAGGCGCUGGCCGGGGCAUCAGGGGACCCGAGUCAAGAUACCACCUUCCUCGGUCCGGUCGUCGAUGCAGGUCAAAAGAAUAAGAUUGUCACAAUCGUGAAGGCGGCGCAGAGCACGAACUCAAACACCGUUCUAACCGGGGGCGAAGCCAACAAGAACUUCGUGACGCCAACAAUUCUGCUCGACCCGCCCGUUGACUCGGCGGCCUGGAAGGAAGAAGUAUUCGGCCCUGUUCUCUGUGUGCGAUCGUUUGAGACCGAAGACGAGGCAAUCAGCCUCGCAAACGCGACAACAUAUGGACUUUCGUCGUGCGUGUUCACCCAGGAUAUCCCCCGGGCACUCCGGCUUGCAAAGCGCCUUGAGGCCGGCGCGGUUGCGAUCAACUCCAAUCACCAGCCGGAUUAUGAUCUGCCAUUGGGAGGAUGGAAGCAGAGUGGAAAUGGCAGUUAUGAGGGUGGUCGAGCGGCGGUGCUGAGCUAUUUGCAGGCCAAAGCGGUUCUGAUCAACUUCCCGCCGGCCAAGCUAUGAGGUAUUGCGUUUUGUAGAUGAUUUACUCUCACUUUGAGAAUUAUGACCCAGCAGUAAUUCCACAAUAUGAGAUUCACGGGAAGAUAUUAUACCUCGUGGGCUUGGCCCAUGGUGGCGUUGUUCAUUCGUCAACCGUUUUUUGCUUUAUGUCGCUAUAAGACUCGAGAUCCCUUCCGGUUGAAGCAAGAGAUCAAACGGUUCAACAAAUUUCUCCGAGCUUUGAGGAUUUGAGCCGUUGAACUGCCCAGAUGCCUUUCGUCGUCGAUAAAUUGUGGUUAAAAGGUGGAUAGUCCGCUUGAUGUCUCCCCAAUGUGAGCACUCCCACAUUCUUUGGAGCCGGCCGAGUAGAAACACCAUUUCUGUCUCUCUUUGCACGGUACAUGCAAGCAUCGUAAACGGCCAUGAGUAGUGCUGAUUCCAGAAGACUCCAUAAACAUCCGAUUUCAAAUUGCUCAGAAUCUGCCUGGCA
Molecule: messenger RNA, 1936 nt
Organism: Aspergillus steynii IBT 23096
Lineage: Eukaryota; Fungi; Ascomycota; Eurotiomycetes; Eurotiales; Aspergillaceae
Product: aldehyde dehydrogenase family protein
Exons: 2
Coding region: 1-1467 (488 amino acids)
Molecular function (GO): aldehyde dehydrogenase (NAD+) activity
Source: RefSeq, a predicted model, not a curated record